Molecule: messenger RNA, 1023 nt
Organism: Tupaia belangeri chinensis (Chinese tree shrew)
Lineage: Eukaryota; Metazoa; Chordata; Mammalia; Scandentia; Tupaiidae
Gene: GPR119
Product: G protein-coupled receptor 119
Biological process (GO): adenylate cyclase-activating G protein-coupled receptor signaling pathway; regulation of metabolic process
Cellular component (GO): membrane
Molecular function (GO): G protein-coupled receptor activity; phosphatidylcholine binding
Source: RefSeq, a predicted model, not a curated record
AUGGAGUCGACUGUCUCAUUUGGAGUGAUCCUUACUGUCCUGGCUGUCCUCAUCAUUGCUGCUAACACACUAGUGGCCCUGGCUGUGCUGCUGUCGAUCCACAAAAAUGAUGGUGUGGGUCUCUGCUUCACCUUGAAUCUGGCUGUGGCUGACACCUUGAUUGGUGUGGCCAUCUCCGGUCUAGUCACAGACCAGCUCUCCAGCUCUGCUCGGCCCACACAGAAGACCCUGUGCAGCCUUCGGAUGGCAUUUGUCACUUCCUCUGCAGCCGCCUCUGUCCUCACGGUCAUGCUGAUCGCCUUUGACAGGUACCUAGCCAUCAAGCAGCCUCUCCGCUACUUUCAGAUCAUGAGCGGGCUCGUGGCGGGGGGCUGCAUUGCCGGGCUCUGGUUGGUGUCUUACCUUGGUGUGUCUUACCUCAUUGGCUUCCUCCCACUCGGAGUCCCUAUAUUCCAGCAGACCACCUACCGUGGGCCCUGCAGCUUCUUUGCUGUGUUUCACCCUCGCUUCGUGCUGACCCUCUCCUGCGUUGGCUUCUUCCCAGCCCUGCUCCUCUUCGUCUUCUUCUACUGCGACAUGCUCAAGAUUGCCUCCAUGCACAGCCAGCAGAUCAGAAAGAUGGAGCAAGCAGGAGCCAUAGCUGGGGCUUACCGGCCCCAGCGGAACCCCAGCGACUUCAAGGCUAUCCGCACUGUGUCUGUUCUCAUUGGGAGCUUCACUCUGUCCUGGGCCCCCUUCCUUAUUACUGGCAUCGUGCAGGUGGCCUGCCAGGAGUGCCACCUAUAUGUGGUGCUAGAACGGUACCUGUGGCUGCUUGGUGUGGGCAACUCCCUGCUCAACCCACUCAUCUAUGCCUAUUGGCAGAAGGAUGUGCGGCAGCAGCUCUACCAUAUGGCCCUGGGAGUGAAGAAGGGGAUCAACUCAUUCCUCCUCCUCCUCUCGGCCAGGGAUGGUGGCUCAGAGAGGCCCAGAGAACCCCCCUGCCACAUCGUCACUAUCUCCCACUCAGAGCUGGAUGGCUAA